Molecule: messenger RNA, 3192 nt
Organism: Colletotrichum orchidophilum
Lineage: Eukaryota; Fungi; Ascomycota; Sordariomycetes; Glomerellales; Glomerellaceae
Product: glycosyl hydrolase family 47
Exons: 2
Coding region: 1-3192 (1063 amino acids)
Biological process (GO): mannose trimming involved in glycoprotein ERAD pathway; carbohydrate metabolic process; endoplasmic reticulum mannose trimming
Cellular component (GO): membrane; endoplasmic reticulum
Molecular function (GO): mannosyl-oligosaccharide 1,2-alpha-mannosidase activity; calcium ion binding
Source: RefSeq, a predicted model, not a curated record
AUGCUGUCGCGAUCAUUAGUACUGGGCCAUCUGUGUCUUCUAUGGCCUAUAGUCGUGUUGGCGAUCAGCCAAGCUCACCUUGCCGACCUUCGCAAUGCAACCACCCAAGUCUUCCACCAUGGCUGGGACAACUACAUGCGCGUUGCAUUUCCAGAGGAUGAGUUACGGCCGAUCUCCUGCACCCCACUGACGCGCGAUCCCGCGAACCCCGGAAACUACGAUUUGAACGAUGUCCUCGGCAACUACUCCCUUACUCUCAUCGACAGCCUUUCGACCUUGGCGAUCCUUGCAGGGACACCUUCCGAUGAACAUACCGCUGUCUGGGCUCUGCAGGAAUUUCAGCAGAGCGUGGCGGCUUUCGUCGAAUACUAUGGCGACGGGAGACGCGGGCCUUCCGGGGAGGGGCGCCGGGCGCGAGGCUUUGAUCUGGACAGCAAAGUCCAGGUCUUCGAGACAGUUAUCAGAGGAGUCGGUGGCUUGCUAAGCGCGCAUUUGUUCGCCAUCGGAGAAUUACCUAUACCCGGCUACAACCCUGCCCAAACCUUCAACGAAGACGAGGAUCCGCUGGAGCUGCACCCUAUAGCAUGGCCAAAUAGCUUCAAGUACGAUGGGCAGCUUCUCAGGCUAGCUCUGGACCUUGCGGAGCGGCUCCUGCCUGCUUUCUACACAAACACAGGCCUGCCAUACCCGAGAGUCAACUUACGACAUGGCAUUCCUUUCUACGUCAACUCCCCACUGCACAAAGUCUCUCGCGAUGACCCGGAUUCGCCUCGAGCGACAAAUGAAAAGACAGAUACGUGUAGCGCUGGUGCGGGAAGUCUUGUACUGGAAUUCUCUGUCCUCAGUAGACUCACGGGCGACUCGAGGUUCGAACAAUUGGCUAAACGGGCAUUUUGGGCAGUGUGGAAAGCCAAAAGUGACAUCGGUCUUGUUGGCAAUGCAAUUGACCCUGAAAAGGGCGAAUGGGUCAGCUUUGACUCGGGAAUCGGCGCUGGUGUUGACAGCUUCUUUGAAUAUGCACUGAAAAGCCAUAUUCUACUGUCUGGCCACGAGCUGCCAAAUGUUACAGCCCCAAAACCACCGACUGAUCGGCAAUGGCUCGAUCCCAACACGUUACACGACAUACCUUUGACGCCUGAGGAGAACUCCGCAGGGGCUUUCCUGGAGGCGUGGCACCAGGCGCACGCAGCGAUCAAGCGUCACCUCUAUAAUGACGCGCAUCACCCAUACUACAUGACGGGCCACCGAACUCGCGGAUACGCUUUCACUAGCUGGAUUGACAGCCUGGCAGCCUUCUACCCUGGCUUGCUUGCGAUGGCUGGCGAAAUCGAGGAGGCUGAGGAAGCCAACCUACUAUAUACUGCUCUGUGGACCCGCUACGGGGCGUUACCCGAGAGAUGGUCUGUACGUGAGAGACAGGUCGAUUCUGGCAUUGGCUGGUGGCCUGGCCGGCCUGAAUUCAUCGAGUCCAACUAUUACCUGUACCGCGCUACGAACGAUCCCUGGUAUGUGCACGUUGGGGAAAUGGUUCUCAGUGACAUCAAGAGACUGUGUUACACGAAAUGUGGUUGGUCCGGCCUACAGAACGUCGACACAGGGGAGAAGGCCGACCGUAUGCAGAGCUUUUUCCUUGGCGAAACCACCAAAUAUCUCUACUUGCUCUUCGACCCAGACCACCCUCUGAAUAAGCUCGAUGCUUCUUACGUUUUCACUACCGAGGCGCAUCCGCUGAUUAUUCCUCGGCGAAGGACGAAGCCAACAAAAAAGCAGAAGCGCCGCAAACAACACAGCAGCGUUGAUGUCUAUUACGACGAGAACUUUACAAACACCUGCCCUGUCCCAAAGCAAGUCCCUCUUACCGGUUCUGUUCUGGCUGCGCGGUCCGACGUCUUUCAUGCAGCAAGUUUUGUCAACUUACAUACCAUCUCCAACCCACGUAGUGGAGUGGAGUUGGUUCCCGCAGGCAAAGGCAAUGGUUCGAUAUCAAGAUAUAAGGCAAACCAUACUUUCUUCCCUUGGACGCUCCCACGCAACCUUAUCCCAGAUAAUGGCACAUGUGCCGCAUUGCCUUUCAAACCUACGCUGGUUAUCGAAUUUCCGGCAAACAUCCAACAAGGUAGCGUUGGGAGUGCUUUCAACAGCCUUUUUGCCAACACUGCCGCCUUCAAAACACCGGUGGGCGUCAGGAUCUCUGCUUUGAGUGGAUUGAAGGUCCACUUCGUUCAGGAGGAUUCGUUCGAUUCAGCGUACGAUCAUACCUGGAGGGUCACUCAGGUCAAUCAUAUGCCCCUGGGGCGAGACGAGCCGGUACAUAUCGACGCGGACCUCCUGAAAGGCAUCUCUGAUCCACUGUUCAAUCGCGUUCGCUACAAGGGGUUCGUUGAGCUCAUCAUGAUGCACGGGGAGCCGGAAGAGCGUAACGCUAGUGCACCGGCACCUGCCGAGGGGCUCGAGGUUGAGAUUGGUGACCUUGACGACCAGGUUCAGCUGACCGAAGAGGCGCACUCUGGGCUCGUAGAGGAUCAGGCUGCCGGCAAGAGUGUGAACACCGCCUACAGAUCCAUGCUCAAGUCCAUGAUUCGCGCUGUUACGUCGGUCUUUGAGCCUACCAACACCCCAGCGCCGCUCCCUGCUGGUGCCAAGACAAACUUCCACGUUGAGAGCUACAUGGGUGCUUUGGCAGUGGGGAAAGGGGCUGUUCCACUACCAGAUGUUUCUGAUGCUUCUAUCCCGAGCGACGAUACCCUUCCGAACCUCUCUUGGCAAACAGUCUAUCAGGCUGGUUUUGGGUGUGACGGUCGCCUGCCUGACGAGGCGCCUCGCAAUCACCAAGUUAUUGUCCUGCGUCGCGGAGGUUGCUCGUUCAGUGAAAAGAUUGCCAAUAUCCCCUCUUACACACCUUCACCACGAUCUCUACAGCUCGUUGUCAUUAUCGAUGAGGAGCAUCUUGAGACCAACUAUGUUUUCAGCCCCCCCGACUUGUGGGAAUACGAGAUGAUUAAACCUCAUCUCGACGUUGAACAGGUUACACCGUCGGGGCUGCGACGGCCGCAUCCCAUCGCCAUGGUGAUGAUUCGCGGCGGUGGACCCGAGGCUUAUGAGAAGUUUGGCAAUGCCCUCGGGGUGGGAGUUCGGAGGAAGUACUUCAUUGAGACUCAAGGGCGGAGGGUGGACAAUAUCAUUGUUCUAUAA